This is a messenger RNA of Penicillium canariense, 1440 nucleotides long. Its product is annotated as ribosome biosynthesis protein RRB1. Bases 1 to 1440 code for a protein of 479 amino acids. NCBI's taxonomy places the organism in Eukaryota, Fungi, Ascomycota, Eurotiomycetes, Eurotiales, Aspergillaceae. Gene Ontology annotation, molecular function: protein binding. The transcript is spliced from 4 exons. The record is from RefSeq and is a predicted model, not a curated record.
AUGUCGAAGAGAGCUGCGGAUGCAGGCGACGAGCAGUCGGCUGCGCUCAAGGCCGGCGAGCGCCCAAUUGCCAAUGCCCCUGCGGACGAAGUGGGGGAGUUUGAAGACGAGUUCGAGGACGAGUUUGAGAGCGAGGAUGAGAUUCUGGAGGCCGGCGUGGAUGGUCGCCCGGAUGCUGAGCGUGAGGAGGAGGAGCGAGAGGCCAUGGAUGUCGACAAGCAGACCUUCAUUCCUGGACGGACGAAACUGGCACCUGGAGAGACACUCUCCCCCGAUCCAUCCACCUACGAUAUGCUGCACACCCUGAGCACGCCCUGGCCUUGCCUGUCGUUCGACAUUGUGCGCGAUACCCUUGGCGACAGCCGCAAAACCUUCCCCGCAACCGUCUACGCCGUUGCCGCUGAUGGUGCUCAAGAUGAGCGGCCUGAGCAGAAUGGAGCGGGAAGGGGGGAUUCGGACGAUGAGUCGGACUCGGAUGACGAUAUGGGCGAGCCCAUCCUCGAGCACAAGUCCAUCCCGCUGGGCUCAACGACCAACCGCAUUCGCUGCCACCAGACGCCAUCCCAGUCGGCAGAUUACUCGAAACCCCCACAGACGCUGACCGCGACUAUGCUCGAGAACUCGCAAGUCCUCAUUCACGACGUUACCGCCCACCUUACCAGUUUCGAUGUACCUGGCACUAUUCUCCCUCCCUCUGCCUCCAAACCUCUCUCUACUCUCCGCAUGCACAAGUCCGAAGGUUACGCCCUGGACUGGUCGCCGCUCCAGCCUCUUGGCAAGCUGUUGACCGGUGACAACGACGGCCUCAUCUACGUGACAACCCGCACCGAGGGCGGCGGCUGGGUCACCGACACCCGGCCCUUCACGGGCCACCAGUCUUCCGUAGAGGAGCUGCAGUGGUCGCCGAACGAGAAGAACGUGUUUGCCUCCGCCAGCAGCGACGGCAGCGUUAAGGUCUGGGAUGUGCGGUCCAAGUCCCGCAAGCCGGCCGUGGACGUGCAGAUCUCCAAGACGGAUGUCAAUGUCAUGAGCUGGUCUAACCAGACCUUCCACCUUCUCGCGACUGGUGCUGAUGACGGCCAGUGGGCCGUGUGGGACCUGCGGCACUGGAAGCCCAAUGAUGCAGGCCAGAUCCGCGCCACGCCCGUUGCGUCGUUCGACUUCCACAAGGAACCUGUCACCAGCAUUGAGUGGCAUCCCUCGGACGACAGUGUGGUGGCAGUGGGCUCGGCUGACAACACUGUCACUCUGUGGGAUCUGGCUGUCGAGCUGGACGAUGAGGAGAGUCGCCAGGCGGGCAUGGCCGACAUCCCACCACAACUACUCUUCGUGCACUACAUGGAGUCUGUGAAGGAGGUGCACUGGCAAGCUCAGAUGCCGGGUACUCUCAUGGCGACUGGCGGCAGUGGCUUCAGUGUCUUCAAGACCAUCAGUGUCUAG